AUGGCAGCUGAAUCAGGAAAUUUCACUGCCCCAUGUGUUCCCAAAUUUGAUGGGGAUUAUGAUCAUUGGAGUUUGGUCAUGGAGAACUUGAUGCGUUCAAAAGAAUACUGGUGUGUAAUUCAAGAUGGUUGUCAAGCACCUGACAAAAAUGAAGUGGUGACGGCAGCCCGACAAAAGGAAGUGGAUGAAGCAGAACUCAAAGACCUAAAAGCAAAAAACUAUUUGUUUCAGGCCAUUGACAAGUCCAUUUUGAAGACCAUCACGCAGAAGGAGACUGCAAAACAAUUAUGGGAGUCAAUGAAAACCAAGUACCAAGGAAGUGCACGAGUGAAGCGUGCCCAACUGCAGGUGUUUCGAAGGACUUUCGAAACGUUGGAGAUGAAGAUGGGAGAAUCGGUAACUGAUUACUUCGGAAGAGUAAUGGUUAUUGCAAAUGAUAUGAAAAAUUGUGGAGAAGAUAUGGGAGAUGUUAAAAUCGUCGAAAAGAUACUUCGAUCAUUAACAGAGAAUUUCAACUUUGUUGUGUGUUCGAUUGAAGUAUCUAAGGACAUCGACCAACUUACGGUUGAUGAGCUACAGAGCUUGUUACUGGUACACGAGCAGAAGGUGUGCCAUAAGAAAAGUGAAAAGAAGGUUCUAAAGGUAGAGCAUGACUCUUACUUUGGGCGUGGUAGAUGA
This is a messenger RNA of Lathyrus oleraceus (garden pea), 678 nucleotides long. RefSeq lists its product as uncharacterized. Bases 1 to 678 code for a protein of 225 amino acids. NCBI's taxonomy places the organism in Eukaryota, Viridiplantae, Streptophyta, Magnoliopsida, Fabales, Fabaceae. The record is from RefSeq and is a predicted model, not a curated record. The transcript has a single exon.